AUGCCCGCUACCACCGCUGCUGCUACCCCCUCCAUCCCCGACCCCGCAUCCCUCAAGGCUGCCGUUGCCCCCGCCGCCGGCCAGUUUGACGUCUCGGGACUUUUCGUCGCCGACAAGGCGGCUCGCGCGUCCUCCGCGGCCGCGUUUGUCGCGCUCGUCCAAAAGGAUGGCCCUUCCGCUGUCAAGUCCGUCGGCUUCACCGAUGCGAUUGUCAAGGCCCUCGCCGACAAAAAGUCCCCCUCGGCGCGCGAGGGUGCUGCUACCGCUGUUGCCGCGGUCGCUGCCUCCCCCGCCAUUCGUGCGCUCGAGCCGUACUUCAUCGACUCAGGCCUUUACGCCGCCCUCCUCGAGGCGUUUGCCGACAAGAUGCCCGCUGUGCGCAACGCCGCGAUCGAUGCCCUCAAGACCUACGUCGCAGCCAUGAGCCCUUGGGCGGCGGGUCUCGUUCUUCCCGCCCUCCUUCACGAGAUCAAGACCGCCGGCAAAUGGCAGCUGAAGACCGGCUCCAUUGUCGUCCUCAACCAGCUCGUCGCCUCCGCUUCCACGCAGGUCGCGAAGCUCACCCCCGAGAUCGUCCCUGUCCUGGCUGAGGCGAUCUGGGACACCAAGGCGGAAGUGAAGAAGGCUGCGCGCGAUUCGCUCGAAAAGGUCACCGCCCUGGUUUCGAACAAGGACAUUGAACGCUUUAUUCCUGCUCUCAUCAAGGCUCUAAUUAAUCCCGUCGAGGAGGUCCCUAAUACUAUCUCCCUCCUGUCGGCUACCACUUUCGUUUCCGAGGUCGACUCCCCCACCCUCUCCCUCAUGGUCCCUCUCUUGUCGCGUGGUCUUACUGAGAAGCUCACCGCUACCAAGCGCAAGGUCGCUGUCAUCAUCGACAACAUGGCCAAGCUCGUUGAUUCCGCCGUCACCGUCCGCCCCUUCAUUCCCAAGCUACUCCCUGGUCUCAUCAAGGUUGAGUCGGCCAUGGGUGACCCCGAGGCCCGCAGCGUCGUCGCUCGCGCGAUUGCCACCCUCCGUCAAGUUGGCGAGGUCCCUACCGGCGACGGCUCCGACCUCCCGCCGAUCAAGCUCGCCGACGAGAAGCAGCUCGCCCACUCGCUUAUCGGGAUCUACAAGAAGGCCGGCGCUUCCCCGGUGCCUUCCGUCGCGGAUGUCUCGACCAUGUACGUCUCGCAGCUCGCGGUCAACCUCGUCAACAACAAGAACUUCGACGUGUCAGAGUGGCAGUCUCUUACGCCAUUCCUCGCGUUCCUCACUUCCUCCCCUGAGCCCGUCCCCAUCGUCAACGAGUGGGUUGUCAAGUCGGCGUCUGCUGGCGAGGACGAGGACGAAGCCGCUGAUGACGAGGAGGAGGGCGAGGACCUGUGCAACUGCCAGUUCUCUCUCGCCUACGGUGCCAAGAUCCUCCUCAACACCGCGAGUCUCCGUCUCAAGCGCGGUCACCGCUAUGGUCUCUGCGGUCGUAACGGUACCGGCAAGUCGACGCUCAUGCGCGCCAUCACCAACGGCCAAGUUGAGGGCUUCCCGUCACCCGACGAGGUCCGCACGUUCUACGUCGAGCACGACAUCGAUGGCUCGGAGGAAGACACUUCUGUUCUCGACUUCAUCGUGUCCGACAAGCGCGUCCAGGGUAACAAGGAGGAGAUCAUCGAGACCCUUGCCUCCAUGAAGCUUGCGCUCGCUCGUGCGAUGCUCUUCCGCGCCGACAUCCUGCUCCUCGAUGAGCCUACCAACCACUUGGAUGUCGUCAACGUCGCGUGGCUCGAGACCUACCUGACGAGCCUCACGACCUGCACUUCCAUCAUCGUCUCGCACGACUCUGGCUUCCUCAACAACGUCAUCACCGACGUCCUUCACCUCAACCGCUUCAAGCUCAAGCGCUACCGCGGUAACCUGGAGGCGUUCAUGAAGGCCGUCCCGGAGGCGCGUUCGUACUACACGCUUGAGGCGCAGGAGGACUACCAAUUCAAGCUCCCUGACCCUCCCCUCCUCGAGGGUGUCAAGACGAAGGAGAAGUCUCUCCUCAAGAUGCGCAAGGUCGGCUAUCAAUACCCCACAUCUCCUGUCCAGCAGCUCUACGACAUCACCCUCCAAGUAUCUCUGUCCUCUCGUGUCGCCGUCCUCGGUCCCAACGGAUCCGGCAAGUCGACGCUCGUCAAGCUCCUCAUUGGUGACAACGAGCCGAACCGUGGCGGUGAGGUCUGGAAGCACCCCAAUCUGGUCAUCGGUUACGUCGCCCAGCACGCGUUCCACCACAUCGACCACACCUCGACAAGACGCCGCUCGACUACAUGCUGUGGCGUUACCAGACGGAUCACGGACGAGGAGCAGCAGAAGAUGAAGGAGGGUUCAACCGUCAUCAUCGAGGGCCAGAAGCGUCUCAUUGACGAGAUCCUCGCUCGCAAGAAGCUCAAGCAGUCGUACGAGUACGAGAUCUCCUUCAAGGGCAUGUCUUCGUCGGAGAACAUCUGGAUGCCCCGCGACGAGCUCAUCAAGCGCGGUUUCGAGAAGAAAGUCCUCGAGGUUGACACCCGUGAGGCUCAGCGCCUCGGUCUCCUCCGUCCUCUCGUUCGUCGUGAGAUCGAGAAGCACUUCGCGGACUUCGGUCUCGAGGCUGAGUUCGUGUCGCACAACACCAUGCGUGGUCUCUCCGGUGGUCAGAAAGUCAAGCCGACGAACUACCUCGACCGUGAGUCGCUCGCUGCACUCAUCAAGGCGCUCAAGGAGUUCGAGGGUGGUGUGCUCGUCAUCACGCACAACCGCGACUUCUCCGAGUCCCUCUGCACUGAGGUCUGGGCCAUGCGCGAUGGUCGUCUCGAGGCUUCAGGCCACAACUGGGUGGAAGGUCAGGGCGCUGGCCCCCGCAUCGACAAGAAGGACGGAGAGGAGGAUGUCCAGUACGAUGCUAUGGGUAACAAGAUCGAGUCCAAGAAGCAGAAGAAGUUGACGUCGUCGGAGGCCCGGAAGCUCAAGAAGGAGCGCAUGGCACGGAAGAAGCGCGGCGAGGACGUCACUGACGACGAGCUCUGA
This is a messenger RNA of Epithele typhae, 3030 nucleotides long. RefSeq names its product armadillo-type protein. The record is from RefSeq and is a predicted model, not a curated record. The transcript is spliced from 6 exons. Lineage: Eukaryota; Fungi; Basidiomycota; Agaricomycetes; Polyporales; Epitheliaceae. Gene Ontology annotation, molecular function: ATP hydrolysis activity; ATP binding; translation elongation factor activity. The coding region runs from base 1 to 3030 and encodes 1009 amino acids.